AUGCGUCAGGCAACAUUUAUAUUUUGUGUGCUCAUCGGUUGGCGUUACUUGGCGGCACAGCCAGCGGGCUAUCCAAGUGCUCGUCCGCCGGCCACUUAUUUGCCAGCGAAGCCAGCGCCACCUAAGAACAGCUAUGUGCCUCCCAAAAAACCCAAUGGGAAGCCACCCGCACCGCCGAAGCCCAGCUAUGGCCCGCCUGCACCACCUAAGGAUGGUUAUGGUCCACCACCGAGUAACUAUUUGCCGCCUAACGGUGGUGGCAAUGGAGCGGAUGCGGGUGGAGCUGGCGGUGGUGGAGAGGAUAUACCCAUUAUUAAGCUAGAGUCCAAAGUAAACACUGACGGGUCUUAUAUGUACGAAUACGAAACUGGAAAUGGCAUUAAGGCAGAAGAGAUGGGCUACUUGAAAAACGCUGGAGUUAAGGGCGAAGAGGCACAAACAGCGGAGGGCUCCUUCUCCUAUACCAGUCCUGAAGGUCAGGCGAUUUCCGUGACCUAUAUUGCGGAUGAAAAUGGCUUUCAGCCUCAAGGCGAUCAUCUGCCCACACCGCCGCCUAUACCAGUGGAAAUACAGGAGGCUUUGGAUAAAUUAGCUGCCGGUGGAGGUUGUCAUGGAUGUGAUGACAAUGAAACUGGGGGCGAUGGCGCUGCCGACUCCAAUGGGGGCUAUGUUUAUCGUAAAUGA
This is a messenger RNA of Drosophila busckii, 684 nucleotides long. It is a transcript of the gene Cpr65Az, whose product is annotated as pupal cuticle protein 20. Gene Ontology annotation, molecular function: structural constituent of chitin-based larval cuticle. Lineage: Eukaryota; Metazoa; Arthropoda; Insecta; Diptera; Drosophilidae. Gene Ontology annotation, cellular component: chitin-based extracellular matrix. The coding region runs from base 1 to 684 and encodes 227 amino acids. The record is from RefSeq and is a predicted model, not a curated record. The transcript has 3 exons.